Molecule: messenger RNA, 729 nt
Organism: Coffea eugenioides
Lineage: Eukaryota; Viridiplantae; Streptophyta; Magnoliopsida; Gentianales; Rubiaceae
Product: glycine-rich cell wall structural protein 1-like
Exons: 3
Coding region: 1-729 (242 amino acids)
Source: RefSeq, a predicted model, not a curated record
AUGGAUUCUACUCAAAAAUGGUUUUGCGUGCUUCUUCUCAUCUUUACUGUGGUGUUAGACUUUAGUGCAGUUACACUUGGAAAUGGCCAGAUAGAAAAGAGAGGUCGGGUGGUGAUGCUAGUGGACAUAGAGGUGGUGAAGGGUGUUGGUGUUGGAGGAGGGUUUGGUGGUGGUAGCAAAGAAGGGUUAAGUCAUGGCAGUGGAUUUGGAGCUGGUGGAGGACUUGGUGGCAGUGGAGGAGGAGGAGGUGGUGGCCUUAGAGGUGGCUUGGGUCAUGGAGAUGGACCUGGAGCUGGUGGACAUGUAGGGGAAACUGGUGGAGGUGAAGGGAGAGGAAGUGAUGAUGGAGGAGGAGGAGGAGGCGUUAGUGGUGGCUUUGGGCGAGUAGGAGGAGGAUUUGGAGGUGGUAUAGGUGGCAGUUUAGAUGGUGGAAUUGGUGUGGGAAUUGGAGUUGGAGUUGGAGUUGGUGUAGGAAUUGGCGCUGGUUCUGGCAAGGGUGUUGGUGUUGGAGGUGAUAUAGGCGGAGGCGGCGGAAUUGGUGUGGGAAUUAGAGUUGGAGCUGGUGUAGGAGUUGAUGCUGGCAAGGGUAUUGGCGUUGGUAGUGGAGGAGAAGUAGGAGGCGAUAUAGGCAGAGGAGGUGGUGGUGGCCAUGGAGGUGGAAUUGGUGCUGGCAAGGGUGUUGGUGUUGGUAGUGGUUUUGGUAGCGGCGGAGGAGGUGGCGAACGGUAA